AUGGCCAUGCUGGUCGCAGGAAUCAUGAAAACCUUAGCUGCUCUCGGUGGGUCUAUCAUUGCCACACUCUGUAUAAUGAGGGAGUUUCUAAGACGCAGCAGCAGACGAAAAGGCAGUGGCAACAAGGGUGUCAAGUUGCGAGAUCUUUUUUCUGAGACGAGACCAGUCACACCAACGGAACUUGCAGUUGACGAAGCAGUUGCCGAAGCUAUCGAGGAAAACAAUGACACAGAAAAUAAAGAUUUGAUGUCUGUGCUCAAUGAUACCAUCAGUUGGCGCCCCCGCAAAGAUCAUGUUCCCACCACCCCGCUGUUUGAUUACCUCCUCCAAGGCAAUAAAUCAAUGGAUUCUGGUUGGCUUCGGAAGGAGGUUUUUGGAACUAUUGAAACUGAAUGCAAAAGACCUCAAAUCCCAGUGAAGGAAAAGAGACUUCUGACGUUCCUUCUAUUCUGUCUUUCGGGUGUUUCGGAUCAAAAAGAUGGCCAUACACCAGGAGCUUUGCUGUCAGUGGCGUGGGGAUUUUCGAAGCCUGCCAUUCUAAGGGCUGGUUCAUGGUCGUUAGAGCAAGAUUUUGUUGCUUGGAUUACUGCAGAUGGAGACAACGAAACUGAUGGAGACAAAGGGAAGAAACGAAACAAGUCUAUGGAUGCUGGCCCUUCUAAUCAAGUCUUCCAGUCGCCGACAGCAGGGCCAGGAAAACGACGAGACCUUAAGUCAACUCCAGCAUUGCUGGUAGAGACAAAGAUUGCCUCACCCUCGAGUACAUCGUCCCCUGCCUCAGCAACCUGCUCCCCUAUUAGCGCUUCUGAAGAGGAGGAUGGUUUUGUCUGCUUCUCGCCUGAACGCGAAAGCACCAACACCAAUGGAAAACGGCUGGACUUUGGCCAACAUGAAGACGGCCCUUCCAGUGUCGAUGCUCUGGUUCAGGCAGACAAAAAUUUGCACAUUGAUACAUCCACUCAAACGAUACAACAGACCAUCGAUGCAGUGGCUCAGACAGAUACCAAGCCUCUCGUUGAUGCAUCUACGCAAACCGAUUUUCACUCUCGGCUCCAAGCAGACAUAAGUGAAGACAAUGUGAGCAGGCAGUGCGAGUCGGAUAUUUGCCGUGCUCUGUUUCUCCUUUUUAAACAGAACCGGCCAUUGGCAGCAGCUUCCAACCCAGACAGAGUCUCCACACUCGCAGCAACCGAAAUUCUAACACUUCGCCAACUGAGUGGGUCAUCUCUAAAGAUCAUGCGAAUUAAGUCGACCAGGAAUGGGACAAAAGGAGACUCGAAGGGAAGAAAGACAAAAACCAAAGCCCUCCUUGUAGAGACUUUGGUUUCUAAUCUUGGAUUGUCAGAGAACGAGACGGUGGCUGUACUGAAGCAUUUCGCUGUCAGGCGCAAUCUUCAAGUUCUCAAACAAUCCGAAUGUUCCUUUACCAUCGACCAGUGUGCAGCUUUGAUGCUAUAUCUCCCUGUCACAGCUCGUGGCUUAGAACGAAGCCAAAAGUUUGCAAAAGUUGCUUUGCCAAAGCUCGGAAAUGCUCUGUAUCCAACGCGGCUGAGAAAGAAGCUUGCGACCUACUCCAUCGAUUCAUUCAAUUUGAAGCUUGGCUUUGAGCUUGUGUCAUUGGAAAUUGGAGGUGAAAAGAGGAACCAACGAUGCUUGCAUGUCUGGAUAAGGGAACCUGCAGCCGCGGUCGAAGCUCUCGCCCAAAGCGCUCUCAUCUCUGGCAGAUUCGAAUGCUCAAGUCAGUUUUCUAACCACACAAACGCACUCAUUGUAACACAAGGAUCAGAUCGAGGGGGGGAUAUCACUUCCAAUAUGAUCAGAGUUGCCAACCGCGCCGGAGGAAACAGCUCACAGCACUGCCUUCCGCUUUCCUUUUAUGAAUUUGGGAAAGAAAGUUACAACAAUCUGCAGCAGACUAUUUUCAACGAGUACAAGCCAACAAAGAAGUUUCUUCAAUCCUUGCUUUACGGCUCAUAUCAUAUGAUUGUUGUGACAGUCAAUAGCACCGACGGCAGCACAGUGUUGGACGCGCAAUGUGUCAUCCUUCAAAUCAAUUCAGGAAUGCAACAAAAUAGCCCUCAAAACUACACAGUGAAACGAAAUCACGCUGAUGAUUCACUAUUUGUGCUUCCGGAAUCAGAAGAGAGAGAGCUUCCGCCAGUCAUUGAUCUGAUGCAACGUGAUGAAGCAACACAGGCCCUGGGAUCAUCCAUAGAUCCAAAGGAGAUAUCGAUUCAACUUGGAGUGUCAAGAGUUAGCAACGAUAAUGAGGACGACAACGACAACGAUGAUGACGACAACAACAACAACAACAACAACAACAACAAGGCAGUUCAAUACAAAGGCUUCACGCUCCGAAACUGUCUCGGCAGAGUCGUCCACAGAGCUCGCUUUUCGGAGCCGCUCGUCUCUAACUCACCAAACAAUCAAGUCGAUUCAAAUUGUCUGGCGUGUGUAUGUAUGUCGUCUGAUGAUAUCAAAUGCAACGUUACUCUCAUGGGACAAGGAACUGCCUCAUCAAUGUGCCCAUGCACUAUCUGCACAGCAGCAAAGAAGGAUUUCGCAUCAUACACCACCAAGAACAGAGAUCAGCAGGCGCCAUACAGAGCUGGCCAAUACGCAAACCCAACUCUCUAUGAUGCGUUUGUCGAUGAGUCCGGUGGCAGGUUAGAGUGGGUUCGCCUCAAUUCAACAGGCUUUGCGAAGAAAAUGAAAUCCAAAUACAAGAGUGUUGUCCAUGAACCGCUGCUUUACACUCCUCCGAACUUGAAUAGUGGCUCCAUCAUGCAUGUGUCCAGCGGCCUGUUGACUCAUUGCACAGUUAAAAUGCUGGAAAAACUGGCAGUUGUGGAUGGUCGAACGCCAUGGCUGGACGAUUUAUCCGCGCAUGUGGAGGACGCAAAGCAGUUCAUUCGAUCCUCUCAUUCUAAAGCAGACGUGUUGCGCAAGGAAGAUGCAAAAAAAGUUCGCGACUUGAAAGCUGCUGAACAGUCUGGUUUUGGGGAAGCUGUAAUCCAAAGCUACGUGGAUGAACGUCAUCAGCUCUCACUGGAGCUAGCUGCAUUAACGAAGGCUAUUGUCGCUGCAAAGUUGUUUGUCGAGAAGGGAAGCGAUUUCUUGAACGCAGUUGGCAAGAAAACGAAACUGCGAAUCGUCGGUCCAGCAACCUAUGCCUUUCGAAAAGCGUACGAAGUGGACGGGCGAGUACCUUUUCGAGUUGAGAACAGUGGGUUUGAGCUUUCAAAUGGCGAUGGAAUUAGAGUGUUAGAGAGGAGGCAAAAGAUUGUCGAAAGGAUGGGAAAGAUAUUUGGUGACCAGCAGCUUCAAUCUCACGUGGAUGGCUUGAUGGAAGUCUAUUUGGAGCUCACACGUUUGCUUUAUGACAUCUCAAUCAAAAUGAAGAGUCAAAAGAGGUGGUCGAUGGACGACUGCGAUGCGUUCGAAGCAAAGACUCGAUUGUACGCUCAGAAGUGGAUUGAUUUCACUGGUGGUUCUGAAGACGUCAAUGAAGGAAACGUAUUCAACAAGCUACACGUUCUGACCACUCAUACUACUUUGUUUGCUCGCCAGCACGGAUUGCUUGGACGUGUUUCCGAAGAAGGCUUCGAAUCUUCGCAUAAGUCUAUUGAAUCAGUCCGAAAGCCACUCGCUUGCAUGACCUCCACCAGUGACCGAGCCCACACAAUCUACCGACGGAUUCUAUUGCAGUCUAGGCCGGAGGUUGAAUCAAUCUUCCGGAGUAUUGAUGAAGCAUUCACAAAGAAAAAGCGGGGACCUUACAGGAAAGAUCCAACCAAGAUGAAAACAGCAGACUCGGCACCUGCUGGCAACAACAUCGAUCAACGGCAGCUCUUGCCACAAGGAUUCGUACACUCUAUUAAUGGCUACGUGGUGAAAGAGAAGUGGCGUGAUGCUUUCGAAUAUGUUUGCUUUAGCAAGGUGCCGAACUCUUGGUGUGGAGUGUUUGUGGACGAUUGUACCCUCGGAGAGGCAUGUCGUUUGAAGGCGGAAUAUGCAUAA
Molecule: messenger RNA, 4020 nt
Organism: Seminavis robusta
Lineage: Eukaryota; Bacillariophyta; Bacillariophyceae; Naviculales; Naviculaceae
Source: the annotation of a GenBank genome assembly